Messenger RNA from Protobothrops mucrosquamatus (brown spotted pit viper), 1125 nucleotides. It is a transcript of the gene CCDC59, whose product is annotated as coiled-coil domain containing 59. Gene Ontology annotation, cellular component: nucleus. The annotation marks the transcript as partial. Lineage: Eukaryota; Metazoa; Chordata; Lepidosauria; Squamata; Viperidae. The transcript is spliced from 4 exons. The record is from RefSeq and is a predicted model, not a curated record.
AUCAAGUGCCGAACAAAGCUAUUUCAACGUUCUUCCCAAUUGGAUAGCCCUGCAGCUGAAAAGACGUCGGUGACACCUAUUGAUGACAUAGACAACGUGCGACAAAACGGAAUAGAUUGCCUGAUGGCGCCGGUUGGGAAGAAUAGAGACUCUCCGAGCUUCAAGAAAAAUGGAGGAAAGGAAAAAGCUCCGGCUGGUCUGAUUCGGAAGCAGCCCCGGCGAUGGGACACGCGUCAGUUUAGGGGAAGCCUGAAGGAGGGUCAAGGUUUUGCCAUUUGGAGAAAACAAAAGAUUCAACGUGACUACAAAAAGUUACUUAAAAAGGAAAGAAAUGUGAAUCCUCAGAGGAAUGUUGGGUAUACCGAAGAUUAUCCCGAACACCUGAAACAUCUUUAUUUAGCUGAAGAGGAAAUGCUUCAGAAACAGCAGAAACCAAAAUAUAAACCAGUAGUACUUGAAGAGAAGGAGAUUGUAACUUCAGAGAGCAAUGUGAUUCAGAAAAAAUGUAAAGCAAAAACUUCAAACCAGAAAGCAAAAGAGGAUUAUGAGAAAAUAAAGAUUGAACGAGACAAGAAAAAAGAAGCAGCCAAAAAAAGGAGAGAAGAAAGAGAACAAGCUCAAAAACUUUACAAACAGAAGAAAAUGGAAACAUACAAAAUAUUAAGUAAAAGGACUAGAAAAGGACAGCCAAAUCUAAAUUUACAAAUGGAAUAUCUGCUUCAAAAAAUUGAGCAAAAAGCAUAACUUGUCACAUUGUUUUAAAUUACAGACAAAAAAAUAAUAUGAACUGGAUACAGACUUUUUUUUCUGCAAUGGUCUACCCUUUCAUUUUAUAGUGUCAGCUCUUACUAAAGCUUAUUAAAUUAUAAUGGAAAUAUUUUUGCCAAUUUAGAUCUAUUUGCAAGGAUUUUAAAAUUAAAAUUAAAAUUUGAAUAGUCUUAUAUGAAAAUGAUCUUUGUUUUAAGAAAUGCAGCUAAAGUUUUGGAAUGCAUGUACAUUUGUGCUGUGAUUUAAAAAAUCCUUUUGCUUUAAUACAAUUUCUGACUGGGCAUGUAUAGAACUGUAUUGCUGUUUUUAGUACAACUGGUCUUCUGUUUACUUAAAGUUUGCAAUACUUUGUUUUCC